GGAUUUCACUUUUCAGCCAGCGAAAAUGGGGGUAAACGUCUAGAUUUAGAUAUAGAUAUCUAGAUCUAGAUAUCUAGAUCUAGAUCUAGGUCUCGAUUUAGAUAAUUAAUAAGAUUAUGGUUUUUCCCCGCUUUGUCAAGUUCAUAAGCCUCGACACACACGGAAUCCUAUUCUCACAGAUGAGUAAACAAAAGAGCCGGAGGCUAAAGGGUCACAGGUCAAGUUUUUUUCAGGUAGCCCAAGGCCAACUGCCCAUCUGUGGGUGACUCAUCAUGCUCUCUUGACUAAGCAGUCAGUUCUGGUUGCAUUAGACAGAUCUAGAUCUAGACUCUAGUUAGGUCUACUAAUAAUAAUUGACUGGAAAUCCAAUUAUUUACAUUUCUUCAGUAUCAGUCACGAUGUCACGGCUAAAUCGAGGUAGAGGAGGACGGGGUCGUGGUGCAUUCGGAGGGUUCUCAGCGGAGUCUGACCACCCUUCAAACAGUGUCCACCCUUCCAUGCUGAAACAGGCUCGUCGCUCCGGAGUGUUGAACCUGAGCCAGCGAGGUCUGGAGAGUGUGCCGGACGCAGUGUGGACAGUGCAGGAAGACGUGCCCGAGGAAGCCAAGUCUAUAUCCCUUGACAACACCGAUGACAAGUGGUGGGAAACUGUAGACCUCACCAAGCUCAUUCUUGCUUCGAAUCGUUUGUCCUCCAUUGGAGAGGGGUUGAGGAACCUUGGUGCGCUUACUGUGUUGGAUGUCCAUGACAAUCAACUGACAAGUUUACCAAAAGCCAUCAGUGCCCUGGAAAAUCUUCAAAAGUUAGACAUCAGUCACAAUCGGUUGAGUGAUAUCCCACUACAUGUUGGCCUGCUCCAAAACCUGGUCACUUUACAAGCCGAUCACAACCAACUGACCUCUCUCUGUGAGGAAGUCUGCAGUCUCAAGCAACUGGAAAAACUUGACGUCUCAAACAACCAAAUUGAUUCCGUGCCCCGAUACAUUUGUCUGCUGUGUCGGCUGAGAUUUUUCAAUGUCUCUAACAACAAGUUGACCCACCUACCCCCUGAUAUCGGAUCCCUCAAUGCUCUAGUUUUGUUUGAUGCCACCCACAACCAACUGAUGAACCUACCGGAGGAGUUUGGCCAUCUGCCUAACCUGGAGCAGCUUCACCUUCGACAUAACAAGCUGGAAUACCUGCCUGUCCUCAGGCACUGCACUAAGCUAAAGGAGCUUUUGGUGGGUAACAACAACAUCAGGGGCCUGAGCCCUGAGCACCUGCAACAUCUGAGCUCCGUCACAAUCCUGGAAGUGAGAGACAACAAACUGGAGAAGCUUCCAGACGAGAUCACGCUGAUGGAGAGGCUGGAGAGACUUGACCUCACCAACAACGACAUCAGCACGUUGCCAUACGUUUUGGGCACAAUGGUACCCCUUAAAUCUGUUGUCCUUGAUGGUAACCCAUUACGCUCUGUCAGGAGGGACAUCGUUAUGAGGGGUACACAAGAGCUUAAAAAGUACCUGGCGAGUCGACUGAGUGAUGAAGAGAGAGACAAGCAAACAGCCGAUCAAGUGUCAAGUACGAAUGUAGCGCUUCCUGGGGCACAGGAUCAGCCUCUCAGAGCCCAUGACCUGCAUCAGAUGAAGUCUCUUGAUUACAGCAACAAGAAAAUCAAGUCUUUGCCAGAUGAUGUUGUAGAAGCAGCUCUAGAAGCGGGCGUCAAAGUUAUCAACCUCAGCAAGAACUUGUUGGAGGAAGUGCCCAGCCAGCUUUCAGUACUGUCGCCAAAUCUAACAGAACUUAAUCUAAGCAGCAACAAGAUUGCAAAGCUGGGGCCCUCGGUUGCUCAGUUCAGUCGCCUGCUGUUGCUUGACCUCAGGACCAAUCAGUUGUCCGACCUCCCGAUGGAACUUUCCAGACUGAGCAGCCUGAGAGAACUUGCCUUGUCAUAUAACAGAUUCAAGUCAAUACCGGAGAGUGUGUACAGCCUCAAGUCGCUAGAGAUCCUCUUUAUCAAUGACAAUCAGGUGAACUCCCUGGAUGUGUCCAAAUUGAGCACUCUGUCCUGUCUGGCCACUCUGGACCUGCAGAACAACGACCUUACGCAAGUCCCGCCUGAGCUGGGCAACUGUACGGGACUCAAAUCUUUGUCCUUGAGCGGCAAUGCGCUACGGAUGCCUCGACCGGCCGUCCUGGCGAAGGGCACCCUGGCAGUGCUGGAGUACCUGAGGAGUCGGAUUGUCACGUAGUAGUUGUGAGACACGCCCCGCACUUACAACCUGUCCUGUGUCACGCCCACUGAUUUAGGGGCUCGUUAGUGAUUAGCCUUCACAGGUUGUUUUGUUUUUGGUUUUUUUGGACCACGUUGUUCUUCCUCUCCUCUUCUUUCUUGUGUAAAAAGAAAAGUACUUUUAAGCUCCUGUUUUCCAAAUUUAUUGGAAUUUUCAUAAAUUAUUCUUUGAAAUGGAAUGGUUUAAAAAAGGAUUCUCAAACUAGUAAGUGCUACACCCACAAAAGGUAUGCAAGAUUUGAAGUAUAAUCAUAGUACAGGCUUUAUCCCCCUCUCUACCAUGUCUUCAAUAACAUGCCUCUAAAUUAGCUCAUGUCCAUCUGAUAUUGGCGUGAAGGGGUCGAAAAGAAUGGGAUAAAAUAAGAUUGAUGCAAUCCCCAGACACUGAGAGGUUUAUAGCAGAACAUCUUCCUCUACAUUUCUAUGUCUUUUAUGUAAAGAAGAGGUUGACAAAGCCCAUUAUAGUGCGCAGCUCAAGCAGAAAUUAUGCUGGAACACUGUUUAAAGUUUAAAAAAUCUGCCGAUGUUAAUUUUCAAGAUCCCUUAAAUAUGACAAAUGAAGUAGCCCAUAACAUCAUUUCAUCAGAGUUGUCAUUAUAUAUAUAUAUAUAUAUAUAUACAGAAAUGAACUCAAAUGGUUGUGAGAAUACAUUUAUUGUUGCUAUUUUGUCUACAGAACCUUUUAAUGAUAUUCCCAAGAGGCUGCUCAAACAUACACUUGUAUAUCUCUGCAACAACAGUGUGUAACUUACCCUAAUGAUGAAGCUGCUUGAUGAGAUAAAACUGGGGUGAAUCUACCUGUUUUGUUUUGUGUUGUACCAAGAUACAUUAUCCCAUUCAGUACCACUGGCUACAACGUGAAAAUCUGCCCCAAGAGCACAAACAGUUUUUUUUUUCACAUAGUGUGUAUCUUUAAAAAAAUAAUGAAAAUAGCCUAGAGCACCUGUACUGAAAAGAAUUAUACCUCAUUAUGUUUAUUAUUGUGCUUACUAAAUAACAAAUAAAGUCAUAUAAAUGCAAUUUUUUUUUCUCCAUAUGUCCACUUGCCAUAAUUGAAUUGUCACUGUCCUUCACCAAAAGCAGCCACACAUAUACAGUUUACGACAGUUAUUUAUAACUAAAGGUGCUCCUGAAAACGCCACCCUUGGCACAGCUGAAUUGGCACCUUGAGCACCCAUAGUGAGUGUCAAAAGGUCUGCCUGAGGCGGUCAGUCUCUUGGGACCUACACCUGUGCAUUGUCUGCACACUCGUUUCCUUCCUGGCAUGUGAACACUUGUGCAGGAGGCUGGACCGCUGGACACGUUGCCAGCUUCAGAGUUGUUUCUGUCACGAGUGAAACAGCGCAAUAAGAUCCCCACCAAUGUCAGUUUCAUUACAAUUACCCGUUUCAGCAUCCUAUUCAUCAUCACUGCCGAGGUUUCUAUUGAUAUCAUCAACGAGGUUGCCCAGAAACUCGAAGGCCAUUUCAUUCUGGCUGCAGCUGACAGCUGAUUUUCGGCAGCACAGUUCGAUCAACUUAUCUGUUUGUUUACUCAAUGAAAAUUAUAGGCGAGCAGAUUCUCCUUAUAAACUCCAUGCGGUAUAAUUUCUACCUGUCAGAAUAAAGAAAGAACAGUGGGAAAAUUCUGUACAUUAUUGGUGUGCGUCAAUUCCUUAGUAGCUACCCUCACAUCAGGCGGUUACAGUCGUUAUAAUUGUUAUGGUAGAGUUGAGACUACUGAGCGGGCGGUUAAGGCCGUUAUGGUACUGGAUGGGUUGAUUAAAGUCAGAAUGUUCAUAUAUUAACUAGAAGACUGUUGUAGUUGCUGGAGACCACAGUAACCCCAAGUCCUUCAAUUCGUGGUGCCAUGGUGGCAGCUGAAAGAAUUUUCUGCUCAACUGUGUAUGUACUACUAUACCACUGUUGUUCGAAACAUUUUGCUAGUCAUUGAAUGCUUUUCUACAAGGAACAAGACUUUUCGCUUUAGCUACUGAACUGUUUUAUCAUGUUUGAACUUGAGUAAAGUGGUCAUUAUUGGAGAACAGCCAUUUGAUUUGUUUGUAGUAGGCCGGCUUAUUCUGUUACAAUGUAUUCCUGUCCAUGACAAUCUGUUCAUAGCCAACCUCAUGAGUAUUGGCAUUUGUAAAAUGUGUGAGGUUUCUGCACAAAACCUCUCAUACAUAUAUUUUCUAAUACUUAAACUUUGCUUUCACUUCAGUUGUAAUGUUUGGGUCUUUUUAUUGCAUUAGCUGCAAAGAAUAGUGUUGUUUUUUUAAUACAUUGUUUUUUUGUUUAUUAAAAAUUAAGACUGUUUAUGAUUAUAUGAAUUGUUUGUAUUAUGUGCUUCUUUGGUGAUAGUGAAGUUGUGAGCGCCGUAAAACCUCUACAAAAAAAAACCCACACAAAAAAA
Aplysia californica (California sea hare) is the source of this 4663-nucleotide messenger RNA. Its product is annotated as leucine-rich repeat-containing protein 40. The record is from RefSeq and is a predicted model, not a curated record. Gene Ontology annotation, molecular function: protein binding. Lineage: Eukaryota; Metazoa; Mollusca; Gastropoda; Aplysiida; Aplysiidae. The coding region runs from base 399 to 2231 and encodes 610 amino acids. The transcript is spliced from 14 exons.